AUGCAAAGUCUAAAAGGUACGUAUGUAACAAAGAAGAAACACCCUUACUAUAAAUGGGUACCGGACGAGUCAGCUGCUGAGGAAAAGUUUCUGUCCGACCAGAAAGCCGUGCAGUCCGUACCGACGGAGGCGCCGGGAUGGGUCUAUAACAAAACGGCUGCCGACUUGUUUCGGAAGCAAGUCAUCCACGGCGAUCACCUUCAGAACGGAAGUUUCGUCACCACACAGGAGAACGCGCCUCUGAACUUCGUCAUCACGCGCUACGAGCACAACACCACCAUCUUGAAUGUCUCAAAGGAAGCCUUACACCGUAUAUAUCAAAUAUCAUCAUACUGCAUUUCUUUUUCUGCCCAGAAAAGCCCAUUUAAGGCCAGGGCCGCUGAUCACUACCAGACGUGCAGUAUAGUCGGGAACGGCGGGAUCCUGAAGAGGAGCGGCUGUGGGAAGGAGAUAGACGCCUCCGAGUUCGUGUUCAGGUGCAACUUUGCUCCAAUGGGGGAUGAAUAUGUGAGAGACAUCGGAAACAAAACAAGCCUCAUCACCCUCAACCCUGGCAUGAUUGAGUAUCAGUACAAUUCAUUUAACAAUGAAACAAAGCCUGAAAACGUGGCAGUUUUUGUGCGUGACCUCUCGAAGUACGGUGACAGCUACCUCUGGAUUCCGGCCUUCUUCAGGCAGGAUUACGUAGACUUGACCUUCGCCACACACCAGGCUCUGCGAGAAAUCAGCCACAAGAGGAACCAACUCAUCAUACCUCAUCCAGACUUUAUAAAAUCUGCGCAGGCGUACUGGUCAAGGAAUGGACUCGGAGACCACAGGGCAACCACAGGAUUAUACCUCAUUAGUGCCGCCUCACAGAUAUGUGAGGAAGUGCACCUGUACGGGUUCUGGCCCUUCCAUGCAGACAGGAGCAACAGACGCCUGACGGAGCACUACUUUGACAACUCCCUCCCGACGAGAGCUCACAACGUUCCCGAUGAGUUCAGACAACUCCUGCGUCUCCACAACUCAGGCGUUCUACGUCUGACCACAAGGGCGUGUCAGUGAGGAGACAAUACUGUAUAAUUCACCUGAGCAAAAUUUCACCGUCUCAGGAAAAUGGACAUGUUUACAGAACUUAAUCUUCAAGGUGGCAGCAAGCGCAGAGGGGCAGGGGAAAAGACAAAUGAUUUCAUAAUGGUAAUGAUAAGUUCAUGAUACAGUGGUGACCAUCAAAACAGUAAACAUUAUUAAACUACAGUGAAAAAA
This is a messenger RNA of Branchiostoma belcheri (Belcher's lancelet), 1248 nucleotides long. RefSeq names its product alpha-N-acetylneuraminide alpha-2,8-sialyltransferase-like. Gene Ontology annotation, biological process: oligosaccharide metabolic process; N-glycan processing. Lineage: Eukaryota; Metazoa; Chordata; Leptocardii; Amphioxiformes; Branchiostomatidae. Gene Ontology annotation, molecular function: alpha-N-acetylneuraminate alpha-2,8-sialyltransferase activity. The record is from RefSeq and is a predicted model, not a curated record. The coding region runs from base 1 to 1047 and encodes 348 amino acids. The transcript is spliced from 7 exons.